AUGAUACCCCAAAGGUAAUCCAGCCGUCGUGGUUUAAGGUGUAGGGCGUAUGUUCCACAGCAGGUUGAGAACAGAGACGGCGACUUGCGCGUGAAUCAGUUUGAGGUGAUAGUAGGCUUGCGCCAUCUUUAAAGCGCUCUAUCGUCCACUGGCAUCUGGGUCUGGCAUCACGACAGACCCAAGGUGAUCGGAGUAGCGGGAGGGCGCAGGUGGCUCGCACGACAAAAAUCCGCAUUUAGGCGUACCACCACACCUUCUGGUCAACAGCACACACUGAACAGAAUAUAAGGAUGGCUCGGCCCUCAAUGGGCGUGGAGUGAGCCAGCACUUCGGCAGUCGCCAGACCCCAGUUUUGACUGCGCAUUCUAGAUAAAGCUUUUCGGACUCCCAUCCUAAUAAUGUACUGGUGCAGCGUAUCAACCUAGUGGCCCGUUUUAGGGGCACGAUCAUCCACCUCAUCUCCCAACAUAACACAUAACCAACUAUUCUUCCAGGAUUCAAGACGGAUCGGUCAAAUUUAGUAUGCUUAAAGUAAAGUAAUAUCACUCCUGCCACUCAGCUCAUUCUAUCCGCGGCCGCAAUACAAUUUUAAUCCUGGAAUGAUCUCCCUGACCUGGUUAGUGAGCUCGCCUUAUGCAUUGGAAUAUUCUACCUUCGGGUUUUUAAUGCAAGCUUGUCUAGCUUGCUGUAGUGCUCAGCCCAUCCUCCAAUCAUUUCCUCCUCUGGAUCCUACAAAUCUUUUCCCAGAGCGUGCGGUUUCAAUCACACAAUUUUUUCACAUUAUGCGACAUAAGUAUGCAGCCCUUUUUCUCAGUACUUGACCAAUCACUAGAUGGCCUAGCUUCUUAUAUUUACAGAUAAGCAGUUCAUCCACUUACGUUUUUCGUUAUAAAUGUCAGGUAUUUACUUUUUAUAAACUCCUAAAACCACGCGCCUCUUGUUCAAAAGCAGGAAAACUGAAGUGUGAUUGCCGCACGCCACCAAAUGAGCAAUUAUGCAUUUUAUGGAGGCGUCUUCUGAAAAAUCUUCGGACAGUUUGUGGGGCUGAAUUUGGAACACGAAACACAAAUCUGGAGGUUGUGGGUUGUCCAGGACCAAAAAAGCCCUAAAAGGGCCCAAACAACAGCUCAGGGAAUGGCUAGAGGUUAAAAUCCCUAUCUCAACGCAACUUGCCGGAAAAACCUGAACUGUGCGAGAACCUCUUAUAUGCAUUUCGCGCUGUCAAGUGGUUGAGUUGAGGCGUGGACUUUAGGGACCAUUCGUAUUUGCUACUACAACCAUACUCCGAGGUCAUCAAUAAGAACUGUACGUUCAUCAUUUAAGGGUGUGUGUGUGUUCUCCUUCUCAAUUAAAACGGCCAGACCAAUGUGAUAAAUGGUCAGGAGUGUAAGUCUGCCAGCUCAAAAUUUAUAAACCCCCGUGCACAUUGGGAGGAUAGCUCAGGAUUGGGCGGCAUCUUGUGACGGCCUCUUGCAUAGAUUGACGAAAACCGAGGCAAACCGCUUGCGAAGGUAUCAAUAUGAAAUCCUUUAGACGGAAAAGGAUGAGAGAAGGAAGCACAAUAAGGUAAAAUCAAAUUAGAAAAUAGAGUUAGAGUGAUCUAAAUGAAUUCACAUAGAAGAGCUAGGGUACGAGUCGCUCAUAUUUUACUGGACUGAAACUCGGGCGCAAAAGCAAAACGUAACUUGAAAGAUUAAAGUUCAUACGUGUAAGGAUAUAGUCUCGGGGACUUUUUACACCUAACUAAUUUCGUUAAAUCCACCUUCUCAUUUUAAUCUCUUUUUCGCUCUUGCAAAAACUCGCUAGAUUUACAAAUAAUUAUCUGUACAAAAGUGGGGUCAGGCCUUUGCAAAAUUAUUUAUUUUCCCGUAUUUUUCCCACAGAUUACUCUAAACCGGUCGGAUACACUACCUUCGAUGAUGGUAAGAAAGAGAACGCCUGAAUUAACACAGCCCUAGAAAUUCCGUGAUCUUCUUCCCUCCGUUGUUAACUUAGUUAAUAGUAGCAUCGGUGUCGGCAUGCUGGCUAUGCCCUAUUGUUUCCACCAGGUAUAUAUAUUUUUAAUACCUCAACCGUUGUCUAGUGUGGUAUCAUUCUUGCACUGGUUGUUCUUGUGUUUUCUGGGUUUUUCACAAUUUUUGCCAGUGAAUCGGUGCUGCGGGCUGGCCUUUUCUUUCACUGCUCAUCGUUUGAGGACUCCGGUUAGCUAGUGCACAUUUACAUUGAACAAUUCUUAAUUUUUAGCCUAUAAGUCUCAUGGAAUUUUCGGCAAACGACUUGUCGGACUCAGGUACUUACUGCGACGUCAGGUUUUCAGUUUUUCAGCCUCAUAGGCUUGUUGUUUGGAAUGCUUGUCGGCUUCAACGUCUCUAUUAGCGAUAUGGGUAGCGAUGUUCUCGCAACGGUAUUUGAGACAAAGGUAUUUUCACUAACCCAUUUCUACAUCUUAAAAUAUUGUUUCUAAAAUUGGCUGUGUAUCUCUGGCUUUUUUUCACUGUCACGUUUUUACUGGCGUGAUAUAUGCCACUGUUCGUGACGUUAACUUUUGUAAAAACUUCUCAAAGUGUGUUCGUUGUCUCCCAAUCUGUGUAUUUUCGCCAGCCUUUACCACACAGAGAACGCCUUUUUCAGCUCAACUGGGUAUACUAUUCGGCUCACUCAUAGGUUCUUGUCGAGUUUCUUGGCCUCUGUGUCGAAGGACUCAUCAACCUUACUAUAUUGGGCACUUCAUUAGACUCAUUGUUACAUUCUAAGACGACUACACUUAGACAGUCAAAAAGUUAAAUGAAUAAACUUCCUUAUCUGAAAGAUCGUAAUAUGGUCAUGCAUUUUGUUCGGGAAAGAUUGAGCUGGGAAUGUUUACAUCGGCGAAUUCUGAAAUUGUUCUAAAACAAGUGCAUUUUAUUCUUGACCAAAUCAAAAAUAGCAGAACUCAACUAGUUGAAAGUUAUCGGUCCUCCCAUACACAUCCUUUCAGUUUCUCUGAGAAAACAUGGAACAGGUGUAGCAAUUACGAUAAACUUAACUAUGACACCAGUUAUGCGCUGUCAUUCCUUUCUUAGUUGGCCAAUCGGAGGUUAAAGGUCGGAAUUUUUGCAUAGAUUUAAUGUUUCCUGGUUAAUUGAGGGGGAUUCGAAAUCUGAAAAGGUACAAAACAAGGCGAGACUAAACCAUGGCCAGCUUAUUUCUUCAGGUGCACCUCUGCGUCAGAAACGUCGGCCGCCUUGUUUCAUCUCAUGGGUUUGGUGUUAACCACGUCUGGCACUGUUUCAGAAGAGAUAACUGCGGCAGAGAAACAGAUGAGUUACUCCGGAUGCGAAUGUCGAGUACGCAUCAGCAGAAUGCUGCCGACUAUUGGGUCGUGAAUAUUUCGACCCGACCUAGUCAACGACGUCCGUGGCAAGCUACUUGGGUUUCGAAUUUCCCGUCCACAUCUCAUUAGCAAACACGAUGAUAUCCUCUAUUUGCACUCAUCGGUCAGACUUUGGCUGGGCUGAGGGAUCAACUACGCAGGGAUCGCAUGAGCGAGCACUGCCUUCUGUAACCGCACUACUGAGACUAAUUUGCAACACCGUUGGUGAAACCGCGGCCAAUAAGACUCAGAUGCAGGCAACCAAAAAAUUAACGCAUAGCCAUCAGCAAUGAGUGUGGUUGUGAUUCCCACCUGGGCCCUCUGUUGUGGUCCCUGAUAGUGUGUUCAAUGGGGAGUCUGAAACGUCGGGUCGACUUAUUUUCUUUUUUCGCCGCUCGAGUCUUCUUGUACGCACUUUCCAAUAACUAACCUAUUCUUUUAUAUCAGGAACUUCUAAACGUGUUUCUUUGUACUGAAUCACAGUGCUUACCUAGUGGGAGGCGGCUGUGAUAAAAAAAUCUGAGAUGGGCACGCCAACACUUGAUUCACAAAAGCGACGAAAUUAGUAGCAAGAAGAUCGGCAAGAUAGGCGCGGUUGUUUGCUCCCUGGGCCAGAAGCAGUUGGCUGAAACACCUAGCAGUCUAGUCGUGCUUGAGUGGUCGUCACUGUUGCGAACUUUCUGGACUCCGUCGCCGCUAUGUCACACACCCAAACCAUGGAACGUAACGACGGAAACCAAUAUAAUGAUUUUUUCUGGGGAUAUGGAGACCUGGAUUGUGUACAGGCCGACUGACUACUCUUCCAAAGAAGCAUUUUUGUAAUUAAUGAAGCGCAAACUUCCAAAAGUUCAGACUUUACGCUAAGACUAGGUGCUUGAUUCUAGAUCCGAUAGCCUGUAAUUCAUUUUUUUAUGUUGGAUACUUUCUAGUGGCAUUUUUUGUUUCGGUCCUAGGCUAAAGUGUUUCUGUUUCUUGAAUGUCUGCAUGUCUUUUUAUUGUGUUUUCUUUCUGCCUUUCGUCCACAUUUGGUCUUAACCUUUUCCUUAUUGCUGUGACACUACUUUAGCCGACCAUAUUCUACCGGCGUCUCUUUCUGAUCGCAACCUUGUGCGUCGUCCUUCCACUCUGUCUUCUGCGUAGAGUGGAGCUCAUCAGCUGGGCUAGCUCGGUCGCCGUCCUGAUAUACUUGGUCUUCCUCACGCACGUAAGCUGCAUUUUAUGGUGUGUGUUGUUGUUUUCUCUAUCCGGACCUUGUCGCCACUUUAAAAGGUUCAGGGCGUCUCCUGCCUUCUUCUAAGGAGUAAUAAAAGAUGCAUAGGAUCCUCUUCCGACAAUUGGACCUUUUUGAUAGACUGGAAGGCUUCUCCACAGGACUUGUUUCGUGAAAGAUAAAGAAAGCAGAUUAUUUAUCGCGCGAAAUAAAACUAUUGUUAAAGUGAUCUGACAAAAACAUGUUCGGCUGUUGCAAGCGACGAGGGCCAUUGUUGUGUGAGAACUUGCUCAUCCUGAAGCCUCUGCCUAAUGCUUGCCAACGUAAGGCUAACCUGAUGGGUGUUACUCCUGGCUUCUGACCCUGGCCCUCUUACCAUGCCGCGAUAAAUCUGCAGAUUCUGCAAACAUUCCCAUGUUACGCUUAAACAGUCCACCGGAAAAGCUGCCGGUGGUGGGUCUACGGCAACGGUAGCGUUUUGUGCUUUGGGUGUGAGGCAGCCGUAUUAACGCUCCAGGUGUCCAGGCGGGCACCAAGGAGGUAGUCUUUCCAAGCGCAUCCUCGAGUAGAGCCUACGAAGGUAAGCAACAUCAAAAUCAGCAGAGAAGACGCACCUAUUGAAUGCCACAUCUCCUCCAGACUCCUAUGCUCUCUCGCUUUAUUUUAUAGCUAGUCUUUGCCUGUGGACUUCCUAAGCUCUUCACUGGAAAUCCGCUGAGGCAUGUGCGCUGGUGGAGGUUAGAUGGUCUGGUUCACUGUCUUCCCGUGAUCGCCAGCUCCCUCUGUUGCCAAGUGUAAGUUUCCUGUUCAUUGCCUAGAAUUUUUGUCUUCCAAAGCAUGCAUCCUUGUUCUUUAGUUGUGUGUGUGUAUGUCUGCCCAGUUCUACGCUUACUGCUGAAACACGUUUACGCCCACACACACGCGCGCGUUAAUUCAGGCCCUCUGCACUGGCUGUAGAACAAUUCAAUCCUCACUUAUCGUCUCGACAAGUUACACCACGAAAUCUUCAGCCGAACUGCGGUGAGUGGCACACUUUAGCCGAACGGAGCCUACCUGCUGGCCGACCAAACCUCCAAACGGACUACCUCGGCGUAUCUGUAGACCGUGUAGACGGAACGGAAUUGCACUGAUGACGUUUCGAUAUUAACGGACUCUAGCGUGUUGUGUCUCAGAGAGGCAAUCAGAGUGAGCCUGAAAAAUAUCUCCUCCAAGAGGGGCUCCACCGACGGUGCUCAUGAGGCUGCCGUUGCCCCCCCCCCCCCCCGUUUUCGGAGCACGCCACUCCAUGGGGAUUUUUUACGCUCCGUUCGGCGGCGUUGCCAGUCAGACAGGACAUGAAAAUACUCCACUUGCGGUCAGUUUGAGUACUUACUUGUACUUGAUACGGCUGCGAUCGUGCCUGAUCUAGCCCCGGCCUCGAUGAUGUCCCGAACUGUACUUCUCCACGCGUGACGAUCCGCGGCAGCAUAUCCGGACAGCUCAAACCAUUCCCUUCGUAAAGGACGCAGACCGAAUACCGAAGGUCCAAGAACCACCUCCAUGUCUUGAUGAACUGUGUCGAGCCCGGUUUUGAACUGACGCCUCCAAUGGGGCAACGGUGCCGGAUCGAGGGCAGUACCACUGAGCUCCCGAGGCAAACGACGAGGAACCUGCCCGAACCACCACAGUCGUCUUUCUUGAAUGGCCUGGGUUAUCCUUGCGAUGUUGUCGCGGCUAGCGCGGACUGUCUCAUUUGAGACGAAGUCGGUGAACUUCACUCGCAGAAUGGUCCUCAAGCAGUGGUUGUCAAAUACCUCCACUUCUCGCUCGUCCUCCACGCGCAUAGCCUAGCAUUCACAAGUCAGCUUGAGUGUGCCUGACUGAUGAUAACAAGUAGGCCAGAAACGGACAGUUUGCAUGUAGCAUGGAUGGACAGAAACUCACGCCGUCUGGCGCCACUUCCCGCUAAUGUGCACGAACCAUGACCAUUUGGUGUUUUUUUAAAUCGGCUGCACGGAGACUUGUCAAGUAGCGGUUGCGUGGGGCGGUUUCUUGGAGGUAUGGUUCCCUCCAUACAGUCCCUCCGACACAUCGGCUGGGAUGGCAGACAACAUUCGCUACGCCGUUGCCCGGACCGCUGUUGCCUACCCACCAGAAUCAGAGCCUACUUAUUUUGCAGCCAAUCCCCUUCCCACUAUUUGUCACCUGUGGCGCGUCGGAUAACCCUCGGCUAGGCCGACAAUCUUCUCGGGUCUCUGCUCUACUUUUCCUCCAGCUUGCGUGUAUUUUGGACUUUCCGAAUCCUCGACUACAUUAACUGCUAGAAAGGAAUUACAGUCUAGGUUUUGUCAUGGUUACCUUGUGUUUCCAAUUACUUUUUAGGCAGGUGCACGUCAUAUACAACAGUCUGCGUGACCAAACCCACGGCAAUAUGCGCAAGGCACUCACGUACGCUGUCACUUUCGUGAUAUCGGCCUAUGCCCUCGUGAGCACUUUCCUUUGCCUUAAAGAAGACUUCAUUUCUUGACGAUACUGAUGAUGCCCCUGACAAGCUAAUUGCAGAGGUAGUAUUCCUUGUAAUCCUUAGCUCUAGCAAGUAGCAGUCUUUUUUCACUGGGAGCCACAGGAAGUAGGAUUACUUCACUGUCAGAUCAUUUUUGUCGCUCAGUGGUGUCUGACCGCGAUUUCCAUAUUUCACGCCGGGUGCUAACGCCAGCAAACCGUUCAAUGUGUGGAAAGAGACUGAAAAUAUGCCUCUGCCUGUAACCCUUCAAAUAUACACGAUAGUUCGACCGUCGUUGUCGACGAUGUCCACCGUGGGCUCUACAACGAGCUGAAGCAGGCAAGGUGACUUGCGUGAGAAUUAGUCUAUAGUGAUGGUGGACUUGUGAAGCAUCUACCUCACUCUCUCCUCCCCCACCUGGGUCCGGUGUCAAGACGUAGUCAAGAAGACCGGAGGCGGAGAGCUCAUAGAUGGCUGGCGCGACCGAACCUGCACCUAGGCGUACCAUCACACCCACAACAAACAUUUGACCAGGAUUUUAACCAACAAAAAAAUAAACGGGUCAGAAAGACGAGGAUGGCUCGGCAACCGUGCACACGACCUGUAUAUUCAGCGGGAGCGCAGGUGCAUCUACCGGCAGGGAACCAGAUGCCAGAAAACAGCCAGCGCAUACCAGGCUGGGAGGGCCAUGGUUUGCUGAUCCCGGCAUAGCACUUUACGAGAUAACGAACCGAUCAUAAUCAUCAUGGGCACCAACACCAGGCUGCGAGAGCCCUGGCUUGCUGAAUCAGGGCAUUACAGACGCACACCAUCCCCAAGGCCCAGUGUAUAUAAAUAUAAACAUCCCAGAAAUAGAACCACUCUGUUGUCAGCACUGUCUCACGUGGUCCGCUUCGUGACAAACCACUCACUCAGCAGUCGAACGGCGGUUAGCAACUACUGGCGCUCAUAAGUGUACAGUGCGCUUCAUUCUGACUACGCAUUAUAAGCUUGUGGCUCAUGAAUCGCUCCCAUGAGGUCAUGUUCAGCUGCCGUCUCGGUAGACCCUCUCAAACACGUCAACAGCCGGCAACGACGCUGCUUAAAUGCCAAAAGGGUCACCAACUUCUGUCAUGAUCUGGCCCUCUGUGUGCAACUAGUGCCACUGAUAAGUGUGUUAUGUAGUUGAGGUACCCCGACGACCUUACGGUAAGCACGCAUAUAAAGGGGUUAACCCCCCUCUCCCAUCUGAAGCUCGAAGCUGACAGUCAGGUUCCGCAGAGGCUCGAUCGCGGAACCGUGAGAUCUCUCCGCCUGUUGUGUCGGACCCACACGCCCACUGUCAGAAGCAGACGAGGGGUGCAAGAAAUCGCGAAUUUGUAUGCUACAUUCUUGGAACUACCGUAUGAUUUACAAGCCAUAAUUAAGUUCCCUACCGCAGAAUACUCAUGAUCUGUUAGCCAGUUUUAAUCCAAGACAUAAAUGUGAGUGCCAGCCCACAGCGUCAAGACUGAAUGACGCACCCAACUGAUGAUGAUGCUGAUGACGACGAUAGUAGUAGUAGUAGUAGUAGUAGUAGUAGUAGUAGUAGUAGUAGUAGUUGCAGUAGUAGUGGUAGCAGUAGCAGUAGUAGUAGCAGUAGUAGUUGUAGUAGUAGUAGUAGUAGUAGUAGUAGUAGUAGUAGUAGUAGUAGUAGUAGUUGCAGUAGUAGUGGUAGCAGUAGCAGUAGUAGUAGCAGUAGUAGUUGUAGUAGUAGUAGUAGUAGUACUAGCAGUAGCAGUAGUAGUAGUAGUAGUCCACGCUAAGCCCCCUCUCUUUGUUUUGCGCACAGGCUGGACUGUUCGGAUACCUGGCCUUUAUCGAGGUGGAGGAGGAGGACGCCGGGGAGGGCGGCACCUUGGCUGGCAACAUGCUUACCAUGUACCCUGAGAACUUCGUCAGCGCACUCGUUCGUCUCGGUUUCCUCUACACCGUGACGGCCUCCUUCCCACUCAUGCUUUUCCCUCUGCGCAGCGCCCUCAACAGCCUGCUGUUUGAGGAGGUAGGUCUGUCCUCUCCAUAACUACUACUACCACUACUAUUUCCAAUACUAAUACCACUGCUACUGCUACCACUGCCACCACUACUACCACUGCUACUACUACUUACACUGGUACUACUGCUACUGCCACCACCGUUAAUACCACCACCACUACUAUUGCUCAUCUGACCUUCCGGAUUCGCACUCAAGUACAUCAUGAAAGAGGACUGCAGGUAGGGGGGCCUGGAGCACAUAGUAAGUUGUCCUUACUACCAACACUACCAUUGCUACUGCUAUUACUGUUACUACUACUACGACUACCGCUACUAUUUCCACUACUACCACCACUGCUACUACUGCCACUACCACUGCUACAACCAGGUCCACUACUACUACUACUGCCACCGCCACUAUCAAUACCACUGCUUCCACCACUGCUACUACUAUUACUGCUACUACUACUACUACCGCUGCUACUCCUACUACCACUGUUACCACUAAUACUGCCGCCACCACCACUGCUACUGCUACUACUGCCCAUCUGACGUUUCGGAUUCGCACUCGAGUACAUCAUCAAAGAGGACUGCGGCUAAGGGUGCCUGGAGCAUACGGCAAGUCUGUCCUUACUACUACUACUACUACUUCUACUACUACUACCACUACUAAUACUACUGCCACUGCUACUAGUUUCACUACUACUACUACUACUGCUACUACUGCCACCACUACUACCACUGCUAAUACUACUUACACUAGUACUACUGAUACUACCACCACUACUAUUGUUACUGCCACCACCGCUAAUACCACCACCACUACUACUGCUCAUUUAAAGUUCCGGAUUCGCACUCGAAUACAUCAUCAAAGAGGACUGCAAAUAGGGAGGCCUGGGGAAUACGGUAAGUUGUCCUUACUACUACUACUACUACUACUACUACUACUACUACUACUAUUACCACUGCUACUACUACCAAUACUAUUACCGCUACUAUUUCCACUACUACUACCACUGUUACUGCUACUACUGCCACCACCACUACCAUUGCUACUACUAUUUAUACCAGUACUAAUGUUACUGUCACCACUACUAUUGCUACAACUACCACCAUCGCCACUACUGCUCAUCUAACGUUUCGGAUUCGCGCUCGAAUACAUCACCAGAUAGAACUGCAAGUAAGGGUGUUGCAUUACACAGUGAGUCUGCCCUUGCCAUUACUCCUCUGCCUUCUACUAUUACUUCUACAAUUAUUAUUGUCAGUCGUGGCUGUGAAACUGAUGGUUGGACAUUUGUCACGCCGUGAACUAGUAUUCGGGUUUGCCCGAUUAACCAGUACCGAAGAAGGUUCUUGUUGGGGUAGGUUAGGCUAUUCGAGUGGGUGUCACUCCCAAUGGUGAUCGGGCUGACCGCUGUACCCCAUCCCGACAAACACUGACGGUCCCAUCGCUUACGACCAAGUGAAAGUAGACAGGACUUGACUUCGUCAAACACCUCUGCAGAUAAGGGUAAUGAACGCACAAGGCGUGCAGCGUUUAUAGGCAGCAGUUGCUAUGCGACCACGUACCUAUCAUAGUUAGCGGUUUCUGCAUUCAUCGCCGAUGGCCGCACUUGGUGUGAUACGUACUUGCCCGCCCUCUUGGUUAUUCGGGUAAUAAAUAGUCGGCCAUUUAUGAUCAGUUUGCGGCUCUGACGAUGGAUUCAAGCAGGAGUGCUAAACAUCAGGCGAAUAAAAUUCCUGUUCCAACGAUCGCAUAUUCUUCUUAUUAGUUGUUUGGGGAAAAUUGCCUUUUUGCUUGCAUCGAGAUACCUGUCGGUGCAGCUGCAUUUUCCCGAUCCGCGAUCUGUCCGGCCCUUCUGGCCAUGGUAGUUGCCGACCUGUGUACGAGACCAGCGUCAGAUUCCGAGACUCAAGGGGGCGGCGGGGGGAGGGGGAGGUCUCUUCCGUUUGUCUUCUGCCUGCGAGUGCGCGGGCGGACUUGAUCACGCAGUUACCGGACUGCGUUUUCUCGCCCCCCUCCCCCCCCCCACUCCGGUCACGGAAGUGCGUUUUGACCUUUUGGAUGCCAGUCCGAGCAUCAUCCUUUGGGGGGGGGGGAGAGUGGGGAGGAGCAACUCCACGAGCGAGACGAGACGAGCGACAAAAUCGUGCCGACCCCAAAUUCUGGCGAGCGAUCCCGUACAUCAAGAACGUCUCCGAGGCCUUUUGUCGCCUUCUUGCGCCACUUGGGUUUGGAGUUGCACACAGACCGGAGGCCACCAUAAGGCUUCAGGUGACGACACCAAAAGAGCCACUGCCACGGCAAGAAACAUCUGGAGUCGUUUACCGGAUCUGGUGCAGUCGCGGACAAAGCAACUACGUUGGAGAGACUGGAAGACUGCCCCGAACGCGAAUUGCCGAACACGCGGCAGCGGUACGGAGAAAUGACACCAACUCUCAGGUCGCGGCCCAUUCGACGAUCCGGCCGCACAUUCAAGUUCGAUGAUGCCAAAAUUCUCGCGAGAUUGGAUAAUCGCGUGAGCCGGGAGUUGUUUGAGUCAUGGUUCACGGGACAUCAGUCUAUCAACAAGUGCAACGACCUCCCCACUCCAUAUUCCGUGAUGAGGCAUAGACUGGCCAAAGUAAUUAAUCACUCGGGGAGCGUGCAGGCCGGUGAGCCAGAUGACUGAGCAAUCAUCCCGCCAGCAUCCAACACGGGCGAUGAGAUUUCAGCAAUUAACAACUUGCAUGCCGGCCACCAAGCCAUUAGCGCAUCAGCGGGCAACAAUUCGUGAUGAAGGGGGACGCGGUAAAUUUCUAUAGGUAUGCGAUGGCAUAGCGACUGCAUCCUAUAAAUACUGCAACUUCCUGUGCGCGAGUCACCCUUUUCUGCCACUGUCUCAGAUGAUGGGUUCAAAUGAGAGUCCGGAACGUCGGGCGGCUAAAGCCCUUGUUCCAAUGAUCGCUUCUUUUUCUUCUGAUCAACUAGUUCUUGGAACUCGCAUCUUCGCUUGUAGGCAGGAACUCCUGUUCUCGCUCAAAAUCUCCGUCUUAUUGGUUUCUAGGCCGCCGAGUUGGUCAUUGAGCCCUCGCAUGACGGGAACGUUAGAGCUGUCUGCCCCCGAGUGCCAAAAUCCAGAUGAAACUUCUGAGUAACGCUAAAGCCGCCCCAAUUACAUAGUCCAAAUCGUCAGACUAAAAAACCAAGUCGCCAUAUCUGAAGCAAAAGGACAAAAAUACGUCUUAUGCACCACUCAUUCGUUCAGAAUUAUCGAUUUUGCGCGAAAUUCGAUCAUCGGUAACAAAAGUGUUAUCCGCACUUCGGCUAAUGAGUCCUAUUGAUAAAUCGAGUAACUGGAGGUGAAUCUAAGCAGUAAUGUUAGUGCGCAACUUCCGAAAGCCCGCGGGCAGUAAAAGGAGGCAUAUCCUUUUGAACACAGUAUUUCGGAAACCCACUGAUUUUUUUCACCGAUGGGAGUUUAUCUUCUGUCAGUACAUCGGUCGUGCCUAACGAUGAUAAUGAUGAUUUUGCGAAGCAUUCCGUUUUAGGUGUACGCAGGAGUGCAAAUAGUCGCAACGCCAUAGCUAGAAACUGAAACCAUCGUCAAGAACAAAUUAUAUGCGAAUAAUAAACGCAACUACAGUAGGUGGGCUAACUCUUGAAAUGUCAACCGGAAUUCCGAAAUGUGCUUCCGUUUCGUUGUAAAACUAGUCAGCCUGCAACAUAAUUCUAUGAUAUUUCAGUUAACUCAGGAUGCCGGCCUUCGAAUGAACUUCUUUCCCGCUGCAUGCAAAAGCUAUACUCUGUUAAAGAUGACUACCUAAGUAGCAUGGCUUCUUCUCAUUGAUGUUCAAUACUCAUAAAGUCCGCUUAUAUUUCAUGAAAAACAUGCAUAGCAGUAUUCAUUCUUUUGCUCAUUCGGUAGAAAUUACGUCUUCUUCUAAUUUUAUACUCGAAGGAGGGACAUAACUCGAUUUUAGAAAAUGUUUUUAAUUAUGGGACUUUUAAAUACCGUAAAAUGUUUCUGCAUUUACCAUGUGGCUUGUAAAGUUAACAAUAUGGAUCAAAUCCUCUGCUAAAUUUUAUGAACCCUAUAAAGUCCUCCUUUAUUACCGUAGAGAAAUGUGUAGUUUUCCGUACGCGGACAUUACAGGGCUUGUAGUUUGGAAAACCUGAAUCCAAGUGUAACGGUAGAGCGGGUUCAAAAUUAUUCGGGAACUGGAAAAGUUUUCGAACACCGAAUUAUACCCCUCUUUCGGGUACAAGAUUGAGAGAAGGCGUACUUCUCUACCGAAUGAGCAAAAGAAUGAAAUAUAAUUGGACUUUUAGGGACAUCGAAAAUCACUGAGAAAAAUGCAUGCUACUUAAGUAGCCAUUUUUCACAGAGGAUAGUUUUUGCAUGCAGCGGGAAGGAAGUUCGUUCGAAAGCCGGCAUCCUGCCGUUGAGGACACCCCUGGUUGAUAUCGGUCGAAAAUUUGAAUGUAGGACGGACUUAUAUGGCCCCUUAAUCAGGACAUGGGAAUAGGUGAACCUAAGCAUAAACCUGGGAAGGGCAAAAUGUCCCCAUGUCCUAACCCCUACAAUAACCCCAGUAUAAGACUAAACGUUGCCCUAAUCUUGACUCUGUACUUAGCACUAGCCCCUCCCCUAAACUUGAUCUAGACUUACCUUUCGGUUGACUUGAAAUCUAGCCUUAAGCCUGCUCCUUAACCCAACCAUAAUUUUACUGGAAGUUGGCUCAAAGCCACCCGUACUCAUGUCCUGUUUAAGGAGCCAUAUAGGUCACUUCUACCAAUUUAAAAGCUCCUGUAUGUCUAGUGCAUUCUUGAAUUUUUUUCCACAGGAUUAGAUGAACUUCUAGAGCAAACACCUACUAUCAAUAUACUUUUGAACUAGUACAAAACGUUCGAAUUGGAAAAAAAGAUUUCCUGUGGUGAUUCGUAAAUCCAGGUUGAUGUUUAUCUCCUUCCCAGGGAGAGUUUUUCCAGUGUAUUUAAUGGGAAAUAGUGGACUCGAGCCUUUGGGCUUACUCGACAGAACAUCGACGACAAUGUAUCCUCCGCGUGUGUACCCGCCCUUUAAAGUCCUUUACUUUACCUAUUUGCCGUCUUCAUUCACUUGUUAGGCCCCGCCCUGUUGUUUGGAAUGCGCCGUGCACAGUUGACCAACUGACAGCAGAACGUAUUUUUAGUAACUUGAGCGGGACCCGUGUGUUAAAAAACUUCGCGAUGGGAACAUGUUGGUGCAUAUCGCGUGCACUUCAGUGUAGGAAUUAACGUCGUGAUGAAACAUUGCCGCUUUCUUUCAUGACACAAAGUCGCCCUUUACCUGAAAACGACGGUCUUGUUAACGUGUGGUCUCACGGGUAUACCCGGACGCGCGUCAGGAUUCCCGCCAAAAGUCAGACCUAGUGUGUCGUAUCCCCUGCCGAAAAUGUGCUUGUAACUACGCCGGUUGGACUGAGGGCAUGCGCGGGUCGCACAUAAACGAACAUAAGCUGACUGUGCGACGAGGUGACGAAUUACCAAUAGAAGCGAAGGGGCGAGUCCCGGGAACCAGUCGUGAAGAAGGAGACACGAUCGUUGGAACAGGUGCUUUAUUCGGCCGACGUUUCUCGAACCCAUCAUUAGAGGCAGUAGUAGAUGAUACGGGUGGUUCUUGUACAAAGGAUGCAGUCGCCAUGCUUCCGCAUAUUUGUGAAAAUGCAGGGAUUCCCCUUGCUUCAUCGGGGAUUGUUGUAGUUAGCGUGAUGACUGUUCGAAGGCCGUCACUCGCGUCGCCAAUCGUUGCAAUUUCACCACUGGCGAUAGUUCAAAAGUGGAUAAGAGAGCACAAUCCCCAGAGUCUACCCCACUCCCUCGUCCCUCUCCCAGGCAUCAAUCCACUCUCGCGAACUGACUGAACAGAUCGAUGCUUGCUGAUCCUAAUGAGAGCAUACUGGUUUAUGAGCCACGCCAUAAACCAGAGUGCACCAUCAGACCGCAAAUCUUGAAGCCCAAAGACCCGCUACCACCAACGGAACGGUCGGCGGCGGUCUACAGCAUACCAUGCCUAAAUUGCAAUGUAAGGUAUGUUAUUGAAAUGGGCAAGCGCCUCGGUACAAGAUUGCACGAAAACCAACUUGCAAUCAGCUGAAAGAACAAGCUGUCUUUGGUCUAUGGCCACAUACGAGAACUGAACCACAAUUUUGCCUUUGAGAAAGCGAGGGUAGUUGGUCGAGCCAAUGAGAAGAUGGCCAGAAUGGUGCUCGAAAGUUGGUCCUCGACUGGUACACUCAACCGAGCUAUAGAUCCACAUCCCGCCUACCAAGCACUGCGUACAAGGUUCGGAUCAGUCCGAACAGGGCCAGUAAGGCAAGCGAGCACGCGGGACCAAGAGUCAACGCUCACGGAAAAGAGCGGAAUUGGGGCAUGUGACCAAAGCCGAACACUGUCUCACCGAUGCGCCCGCGAAGCUGAAUGCUGCUCACCUGAACAGCAACGACCGAUCAGUCCACCGGCUGACGUGGGAGGGGCCAAGCGGCACGUUGAUUUGACCACAACUAAGCCGACCCUAAAGGGAAAAAAGGUCACGUAGGCCUAUCAGCGGUCAACUCCGGGGAGGUCUAAGCCAGUCAGCGGCAAACAGGCAGGUCAAAGUUCGUGCGUCCAGCACGGCUAUAAUACGAGGCAAGCGGCAAGACUGAAUAACUCAAGACCCGAAAGUGCAACAAGUACGCUACUCUGAUGAUGGAAACGAGGAAGUUUCCGAAAUGUCAGUUCGAAUACAAUAUGGUUCAUGAAUUCGCUCACUCUUCUUCUUCGGGAGAUGAUGAACGCGAUAUGUAUCACUAUAUUAAUACGAGACGACAUCGACUACGUCACGGUCCAACUUUUUCCAAAAUGAAACAAUGCUUGUUGGAUAUUUUGUUGUCACUUAAGAGUACGAAGUCAACCAGAAGACCAUGCUGUGCUUUUUUACAAAAUUCAGGGCUCCCCCUUAUCGGGGAUUGUUGCAGUUGGCGUGAUGACUGUUCGAAGGCCGCCAUUCGCGUCGUUAAUCGUUGCAAUUUCAUCACUGCUAUUAGCCGUCUUCAUUCACUUUUUAGGCCCCACCCUGUUGUUUGGAAUGCGCCGUGCACAGUUUACCAACUGACAGUGGAACGUAGUUUUAGUAACUUGAGCGGGACCCGUGUGUUAAAAAACUUCGCGACGGGAACAUGUUGGUGCAUACCGCGUGCACCUAAGUAUAGGAAUUAACGUCGUGAUGAAACAUUGCCGCUUUCUUUCGUGGCACAAAGUCGCCAAUUUUGCAGUUUUAAGCCCUUAAUACCAGAAGUCUUGCAUUUCUUUACCUGAAAACGGUGGUCUUGUAAACGUUUGGUCUCACGCGUAUGCCCAGACGCGUGUCAGGAUUCCCGCCAACAGUCAGGCCUGGUGUGUCGUAUCCCCUGCAUAAAAUGUGCUUGUAACUACGCUGGUUGGAUUGAGAGCAUGCUCGGGUUGCACAUAAACGAACAUAAGCUGACUGUGCGACGAGGUGACGAAUUACCAAUAGAAGCGAAGUGACGAGUCUCAAGAAACAGUCGUGAAGAAGGAGACACGAUCGCUAGGACAAGUUCUUUAUUCGCCCGACGCUUCUCGAACCCAUCAUUAGAGGCAAUAGUAAAUGAUACGGGUAGUUCUUGCACAAGGGACUGCAGUAUUUAUGCGAUGCAGUCGCCAUGCUCCCGCAUAUUUGUGGAAAUUCAGGGCUCCCCCCUCCCCCGCAUCAUCGGGGAUUGUUGCAGUUGGCGUGAUGACUAUUCGAAGGCCGCCAUUCGCGUCGUUAAUCGUUGCAAUUUCACCACUGGCGAUAGUUCAAAAGUGGAUAAGAGAGCACAAUCCCCAGAAUCUACCCCACGUCAUCGUCCCUCUCUCAGGCGUCAAUCCACUCUCGCGAACCGAGCGCAAGUGGUUAACAGAGCCAGACAGUCUCUCUGCGCGUACCACGCACACGAUCUGACCCUCCACACACGCCGGGGUUUCACACAAAUGGGGUGGGCGACUGCUAUCUCACGUGUGUGUGAGAGCCUGACUCUUAGUCCACCAGUCUAUCACAACGCACAAACACUGGCGGUAGGUUAAAAUUGCAUACGAGAGCACAAUCCCCAGAGUCUACCUCUCGCGGACUGAGCGCUCAGUUCGCGCACCAUUCUGUCUACGCGUGCCACACACACGACCUGGCUCCCCACACACCACGCCGGGGUUUCACACAAAUGGGGUGGGCGGCUGCUAUCUCACGUGUGUGUAAGAGCCUGAUCCCAGCGCACAAUCAUGCAGAGGGCCGACUGCGUGGCCUCAGUUGUACCGUCAUUUGGCAACCCCGACGUUUAUCGCCUCAUGGUAGUUUCAGGCACCUCGGAUUUACUAUAGUAAAGAAUGCACAUGUUCGUGUGUGGUGCAUGUGCUGAUGGGGAACUGUGUGAUGGUUUACAUUGCAGAUCUUCUUGGAGGCGCAUGUGACCAAUCAGGCCCAUGCGGCGGGUGUAUGUCUGGGCUCCUGGCUCUGAUUCGCCGUUGUUAGUGCGAUGGAUUCGCGAGUGACUGGCCAGAUCGUAGUUUGAUGAUCCUAAUUAGAACAGACUGGAAUCGGAUUCGCAUUGCUCGUGGUGGUUGGUGAGGCGUCCGGGGCAGUAGCCGUCCCCGGCGACGGUAUCUGAAUAUAGAGACUUCGAGGAAGCUAGUUUCACGCUCACCCGUAAUCUAUGUAUUUCAAGUUGCCACACACCUCGAAGGCAAUCGCACAAACAUUAUAGUACAGCGAUUUGAGUUACGCGAUAAAAGUAUAUAGCACCAAUGUGUAUAAAGCCCACUCCCGAGUUAAGUCAACUACUCGAGAAUACCUUCAGUAGGUGGUUAGGAAAAAUCACACAUUAAACCUUCCCCCGUUCCUGGGCGUUAGUUACUCCCAGGUACUGCCGUCCACUGUGAGUUAUUCCAUCAAAAAUCGUCUAUUCGGCUCAUCCUGGAGUUAUUCAUUUUGCCUAAGCAUUGCCUACCAAGAGAUCUCACUUUCACUUUACUGAAGUACUUGCUCUUUCAAUGCAGCCUCCUCUUCUUCUCUGCUCUGAUCCUAUGCAGACUGCGGGCGAUUCUGGACCGAUCAGUUCUGUCAAGGAGUUGCCACUGAUGCGCUUUCGUCUGAUGACCCUUCUGGUCAUACUUUUGUCCAUCGUGGUCAGUCAGUGCACCGAUAAGGGUAAGUUUCUGCGCGGGCGCGCGCCCACCUCUGUUCUUACAUUGAGGCACGCCUAAUGCCUACUUAUUAUUUCCCGCUGCGCCAGUGAUUAACACCCGCGCACAGAACUUGCUUACAACCGCUUCGCGCGUCUUAUCACUCAUCAGCGCGACUCAGCUCUUCUUCCGUCAUGCGGAAGAGGUUAACCAUCCGGCCGGAGAUUCGAACCUUUGGUUCGUGUCCAGACAGUCGUUCACGCUUGUUUCGCGGCUUCCACAGCUCAUCUAUGCGUUCUACUCUCCUGACGAGGAUUCUGCUUGUCCCGACCAGAGUUGGAUCCCCAGAGAUUUAGACAGGUUAACGGCUAGAGCCGGCCUAUCAUCAGAAGUACUUUGGCGUACGCUCAAAUAAGAAACUGGGUAGCCCGCUUCCUGCUUUUGUCCGUUUAAAGUCGCCUGUAUUAGGCGCACUUGAGAUGUUGACCCCGGCGAACUCGUAAAACGUCAGACCCAUUCCAUUUUCUUCUUAGAUAUUUGUAGCUAGCACAACAGCAUUCACCACCAUUUUCUUGUUUGAUGACCAGCAAUCACCCAAUAGACAAGGACGGUAACGGUGGCAAGCGUACGCAUUGGAAGCACGUGAGAGUUUCUUGCGCGUUAUCAGGCAUUUAUCGUCCUCUACGCGUACUACGCCCGAGCUGAUACCUCAACGCCUAUCACGCAGAGUUCACUUCUUCAAACCCUUCACCGUGAUGGGAGUUGCCAUGACUACCUACUGGCUAGAAACCAUUGCAGCCGGAUCUUUAUUACGGGGAACCGGGUUAUUCCGUCAGGUCACAAUAUUUCGCGCCUCUGAUUUGUUAUACUGGGAAAGAUCACUCGGCUUCGGCCUCAUCCUAUUAUUCCUCUUUUUGAGCCAGUCCAAAUUGGGAGGCAGUGACCGACGUGACAUAAAGCCUCCAACCCAGUCCUGUCACACGCUUGUUUGGCCGUCAUAUCUCUGACAUAAUAGCGCCCCCGUUUUUAGGGCCCAAAUACCGUUUGUCUCUCCGUCUUUUCGGGAAGAAUUGUCUGAUUUGGCUUUCCGUACUACAGGCGGCCUUGUGCUAAAUUCUCUUGGGCAAGGAUUAAGUAUAUGCGCGGGGUAAAAAUUUGGCUGUCUAACAAAUUCAGCAGCGUGUCAGCACUCCUGCUUUACUGGCAGACGUGUGCAUCCCAUUUAACAAUAUUUCGAGUAUUUUUUGCUGCGUGACUGCUCACCGUUCCGACCUUUCUUCGCAAAAAUGAGCUCUCCUCAUACUAAGGAAUUACGUACGGGGGGUGCAGAGCAAUGAAUCAGCACUGGCUUCUCGUGGCGAUGCAGGUCAGCGGAUGCCAUCCUGUUGACGAAAAACUCCACCGAACAACAUCUGAUUUUACAAAUAUUGUAGGCGUUUCGGCAUAGAUUCCCAUACCCCGCGCAUAUCCUUGACCCUUGCCUUACUAACUGUAACCCCUGCUCUAACCCUACCUCGCCCCGCCUAGAAUUUAGCGUAAGGCCACCUGUGGCGCGGGGUGUCCUUAUUACUGUGCCCUAUCCGGCUUUCUAAAACUUUUGAAGCACGCCAGAUGAGAUUAGGCCUUCUGCCUCUGGUAUCCACGCCGCGCUAGGACGUGAGCACAUUUAGCCCCGACGAUGGCCAAUCACGGGCGUCCACAAACUGCACUAUUACUCAAUCAACUGACCAUGUUGACACUGACUGCCUAUCACGUGACGCUUCUUCACUCCCACUCACGUCGUUAGCUCACGGACUUGCGUAGGCCUACAGCUUGCCCCUCGUCAGAGGGGGCUCUGACAGCCAACCGGCUUCUGUACAGAAUAUACUAAACUUGACCGCACGUGAGAUAUGUAGCACACUUAGGAAUUCCUUCACCUUGUUCAAUCUAGCAUAAUCUCCUCCAUUCCCAACCCGCGUCGCGGAGCUCUGACAGCCACCAGGCGUUUGCAUAGAAUAUACAAAUUCUACAGGUGUCUUUCCCCUUCGGGGCUGUGGCGCUCUGAGCACACUCUCACUGCCUGGACGCCACACUUUGAUCUGUCCCUAAUCUGCUGACACCUGGGAGUAGUCUGUUUUGUUAAAAUUACUAGGCCAUCCGCCGCCGUUGUUGACCCCCUGUUUUGUCAUAUCUGCCGUAAACACAUUUUAUGAUGAAACGUCAGUCGGUCGGAAUUGUGGUGAGUUGAUCCAGUAGCAGACCAUCAACUAGUGACUUACUCUUCGCUGUGUGAGGACCAACUUUUGGCAUAGAUCAGAGGGGAGGGGAGUUCACACCAUUUUCCUAACCCUGCGAGUUUAUUUUCGUCGAAUCUUAAACUGCGUGUCGGAGACACAGCCAACUCCUAUUUUUUUCUGAGACCGUGUUUUGGGUCUCAGUAACGGUGCCAUGCAACGCUUCAUAACACCCACGACCUCAGGGUGCCUAUAACUGUUUCACCCAUCGCACAGUCUUCUCCACCACUAGGGUUUUCCCCAUCGGGUUUCCGCCUCGCAGUUCACACAGCUCAUCAGUAGGCCCUAUUCCCACUUCGUGUUCUGCGUCCUCCGUCCGGGCUUCGAUCUCCAAGCAUCAUGAUCAGAGGCCUAGAUCGUUCAGCUGCUAGCACUCGCCUUUCAUCGGGAGCAGUGAUGCCACGUCGAAUUGCUGAGCAUUCAUCAGUCGUACCUUUUUUCCGAGACAUCCCACUCUUCCGUGGGACUGGCCUCCGGCAGGUCCUUCGAGAAACCGUCUGCAGAGCCUUGAAAGUCGGUCGCUGCGCUCUACAUCUGUGAAGCCGAACCUUGCAACACUGCGACACAUCGACGUCAAAAGUUCUUCGCGCCAAAAGUCAAAAAUUACACCCCCCCACACCCAUUUACUGGGCCUAAAAUAUGCACGUUAACAAAAAUAAACUCGGGUUCGCGCCUAUCACGGCAACAUGCAAUACUUCGCGCCCUGCCUGCUUGUCGGUUUCGUUACCUGCGCGGUGGUGAUGAAAAACCGCUGCCGUCGCUGAAGACAGGAAAACAUCCACUGAAUGCCAAUCAACGGCUCGUCUUCCAAGGUUGGGUUAGUUGCGCCACCCUGUGCACAUGAGCAGGGGGUUGGUCGGUUUCCUUUCGGAGCUCCCGAAUUCGAUCAACUUGCACUCUGUCACCCUGCCCAGGUGAUUACCCUUUUGUUGACGACGGGCCACAGGUGGCCACUUCGUUGCAUUAUUGUUUUGUGUGUUCCGCGUACGUUCCACCUCAUCUCCUGUCCGAUAUGACCCACAUAGUUACAAUACCAGUUAAGGCAUAUGAAUACAAUAGAGUGCAUCGGUUGCUCGCCUGUGUUUUUUGUUCUUAUUAAAUUAUUUCCGAUGGGCCAAGUUUGCGGCUCCGUAUUACGUGACACCUGGUCAAUCUAUAGUUCAUACUGACCUUAAGGCGAUCGUUUGUUUUGCGAUUUUCUACAUUGUAACUCGUGUUCUGCUUCUUGUCACCUUCCUCCUUGCCCAUGCGGUUAUUAGUGAUUAUUUUGAAGUAGGGUUGAGUUCAUUUAUCUCUCAAUAUUAGGACUAGUUCUCAUUUUAAACGCUAUUUGGCCCAACCUAUAACUGGCAGAGGUGCCUAAGGUAUCGGCUAUUGAGUUGGAAAUCGAAGUUUCAGGACGUUCAGGAUCGAACUGACAGUAGAAUUAUGAUGACGGUCAGCUACCCUGAACCAACUACAUCUAAACUCGCUUAUGCCGAGUUCGGCACGACGGUUGUGCAUUUCCAGCUCGGCGCACAAGCGGCCAGUAGCAAGCGCAUCCAGUAACUUGCAGUUAACAUUGUCUACAGACACAUCGUGGCUUCGUCGUAGCUCACGACUAGAUGUGCUCUUUGUGAUCGUGGGACGCGUGGCGUGCGCGCAAGAGUACUGAUGAUUGCAGGGACUUAGAGCGGGAAAGCGACGUUACCCUUACAGCAGCCGAGGAAUUAGCUAGCCCAUGCCGUUCCUCCCCCCCCCCCUUCGACUCCGUGCUGACCGGUCUUUAUUGCUCUUAGGAAAAUGAAUUGCUCACCGGAUCGGCGGACUUUUCUGGCAGACGUUUCGAAGAGCUGGGGCUGUUCUCCAUUGUCAAAGCGUCAAGUGAAAAACUCGAUCAGAAUUUUUGAAUAGACUGUCGGACUAGUUGGCCUCAGCAGUUGUCUAUCAAAUACGUUGUAAGGAUGGAGACUGCAACUACGUUGGGGGAACCGGACGGAAAUUGCAGACCCGUCAACAUGAGCACAAACUGGCAACACGGAGACUAGACCCAAACUCACAGCUUGCGGCUCACAUCGGGGAAACUGGUCACAGUUUUGCUUUUCAAGGAGCAGCCGUCUUAGGCAGUGGCACCUCAAGGACAGAGCGUCUCACACUUGAGGCUUGGUACUCUGAUGCCAACUCCAUAAACAGGCAUAUAGACCUUCCUUCGGCCUAUAAAGUCUUACGUCAUCACAUACACCGUGACGAAGACAAGACAGUCAUACGGCGCCUAAGACUACAGAGCAGACACGGCCUGUCGACCAACUCACCCAAAAGGGGGACGCGAACGCAACUAACCCCAAUUGAGGUGACGAGACACACAAUAGAGGAGGCCACCAACACUCACAAGCGACGGCCAGUAGGCCAAGGCAGCGAAAGAAGAAGAAAAAGCGAUUAGCCCAAGUCCAAAUAAUCCGGCUGUCCAUUCAAAAUCCUGAUCGAUUUUUUUCACUGGACGCUUUGAUAAUGGAGAGCAGCCCCAGCUCUUCGAAACCUCUGCCAGAAAAGUCCCCCGAUCCGGUGAGCAAUUCAUUUUCCUCAGAUUGCCGACCCAGAUCUCUUACUUUUGCUAACCUGAGUUUAUUGCUCUUCUUUGCGAACAGUGGAAGUGAUUCUCAGCUGCACUGGCAGCCUGGCCGGGGCUCUCAUUUGCUACAUUCUCCCCGCCUGUGUCUACUUGCGCACCCUCGGCGCCAGCUCUCCCAACCGCCUCCUUGCCCUCCUCCUCCUCGCCUACGGUCUCACCGUCCUUAUAACACCACUCUUCACCUUCGUCGGUGUUGACUCGCCGCUUCCCCUAGAUGCGGCCCCUUCAGAAGACGUGGGUCCCCAGCCCCAGGUACCCGACCCCGCGGUCCAACACCGCCUUUUGCAAAUCCUGCCGCGUCCGGGUCUUGCCACUCUGCCGGCCCACCCUCCUGCAUCGCGCAAUGUUUCCUCUCCUCUCCAAAUGCCUCAGUAG
This is a messenger RNA of Spirometra erinaceieuropaei, 23470 nucleotides long. Lineage: Eukaryota; Metazoa; Platyhelminthes; Cestoda; Diphyllobothriidea; Diphyllobothriidae. The record is from the annotation of a GenBank genome assembly.